AUGAUUGAAUACUCGGAUCAAGAUCAACAGUCGUUUUUAUCUCUCUGCGGGACUAUUACGAACACUUUUACGCGUUGGACGCGGAGUUCCUUGGAAACAUCGACCGGACGCACACUACACUCGGUCCCUUUAUGGCAAAGCAAAGGCGAAUUAUUUGCUCUAGCCAGAUUCUCGAGAUGUGUGGUCGAACGGCUUGACACAUUACCCAAGAAAUGUACAUUGAACAUUCGCUAUCAGUCUUCAUCCAAAGGCAAAACGACAACAGUUGUGCCUCGUUGGAAUACAACAAAGGGAUCCAGCGCUUAUGUUCCUUCAUAUAACAUCGCUCCUGGAUCCUAUUCUCCUGUUCUCUGUGUUGGAAAACUGGUGGAUUCUUCCUCCUGUGUAGUGAUUCAGCCGAUGCGAUGGGGCUUGGUGCCUUCAUUUGCUCGCGAUGAUUCAUAUUCCGGCUACACCACAACCAACGCUCGUAUCGAGUCCCUACUCGAGAAACCCACAUACGGAAGUUCUUUACGCGAAGGAAAGCGAUGUGUGAUUGUUGUACAGGGUUUUUACGAAUGGAAGGCGGAGAAGGGACGGAAACAGCCGUAUUUCAUCUACCCAUCCGAUCCGGAGAAGCUACUCAUGAUGGCUGGAGUGUUCGCUUACAACAAAAGCAAAGAUUUGUAUUCCUACUCCGUCAUAACUGCAGACUCCGCGGGUGUCGUCGCCACCAUCCACCACAGGAUGCCUGUAGGUUCAAGCGCGCAGGGACUUUUAUCUCACAGGUUAUCUUAUCCACAGAUGAAGAAGUAUUCACGUGGUUGGAUUCCUCGUCAAUGGGCGUAACUGAGGUCAGUUCCCCCUGUUCAUGUUGCACAGCGUAUUGUUGAUGGUUCCUGUUAGAUCUUUAACGUUCUGUUGUCGUUUACUACCGGUGCGCCUGAUUGGACGGACCCCCCCCUCCUCGAUGAUCAGUCAGUGGCUUGGCGGAAGGGCAACAAGGAGCUCACUGGAAUGCCAAGUUGAGUUGGUGUUCGUUGCUUUGCUGAAUGGGGACUGCCCGAUCGACCACGUCGGUGAUUGGACACUAUAUCGGUAUUGACAUAUUCACAAAAUUCGUGGCGCUCUUACGCCCGUUUCUUGCCUCCAAUCUUACAAAUUCCUGCUACAUUUGGCCAAUACCCUGAGGUAUGCGCCCAUCUGCAUGCACCCAGUGACCGUACGUAUGAAUUCAACCAAAUUUGAUGGACCCGCUUGCAUCGCACCCUUGGAUGACGUCGACGAAGUUAAAAAAUCUGCUGGACCGCUGGGAUCGCAGAACAUAAUGACUGCAUUUUUCAAACGCAAGGCUAAGUCUGAAAGAAGAAGAAGAAGAAGAGGGUCCAUCGGAAGCGAAGCGAUCGGCCUCGGAAUCUACCUUUUCGGCCGUGGAACAACACUCCUCAACUAAAUGUAAGAAAGAAGAACCGAACUAAAAGAUGAUUAUUAUUCCUGGAACGUCUAUUCCAGCAUGUUGAUAAAAGUCAAUAAAAAAUUUAUUUCAUGA
Messenger RNA from Dicrocoelium dendriticum, 1528 nucleotides. The record is from the annotation of a GenBank genome assembly. NCBI's taxonomy places the organism in Eukaryota, Metazoa, Platyhelminthes, Trematoda, Plagiorchiida, Dicrocoeliidae.